This is a messenger RNA of Bipolaris zeicola 26-R-13, 1914 nucleotides long. RefSeq lists its product as uncharacterized. The record is from RefSeq and is a predicted model, not a curated record. Gene Ontology annotation, biological process: nuclear pore organization; spindle pole body localization. The transcript has 3 exons. Gene Ontology annotation, molecular function: spindle pole body-nuclear membrane anchor activity. Lineage: Eukaryota; Fungi; Ascomycota; Dothideomycetes; Pleosporales; Pleosporaceae. The coding region runs from base 1 to 1914 and encodes 637 amino acids. Gene Ontology annotation, cellular component: nuclear pore transmembrane ring; spindle pole body.
AUGGCGCUCGCACAGCUGGGCACUCAAGUGCGCCCGUACAGAGACUACCUGACACCAGCUCUCCACCGCAGAUUCAACAGGGCGAGCAAAUACACCUUGUUGCUCUGCUACGCGAUCGCGUGUUGGAUGGGCGAAUGGGCUAACCCUCUGUGGUCAUUUUUCCCGUUAGGACUCACAGGCAUCCGAACGCUCCUGCUAUUCCUCUCCGCGCUUUCCGUCUACGUUCUUCGCGUUUCCCAAUGGCACGUCGGCCCCCGCCAGACGCAUACCCAGGCCCAGACCUUCACAAAGUACUUCUUCCGCCUGUCCACUAUCGUUACUCUGAUCGCCUAUGCCUUUUCCGCUAUGAUGUUUGUCGAAACAUAUAUCUGGUCAAGGGGCCCCAAGGACAGGCUCGCGUUCAUCGAGGCUGGGCGCAUGCACGAGCGGUUCAGGCUGAACGAGAGACCGCUCUAUCUGCGCUACUCUUUCUACCUCCUCGCAGCUGCGCAGUCCGGUGUUCACCUGUGGAGGGACUACGACAGGAUUGAUGUGCCGGCAAUGAAGCCCAAGAAGGAUCGUGGCGACGCUUCACCAGCACGACGAGCACCCAAGCCUAGACAUGUCCUCAUCAAGGAAUUCAAAGGCAUGGCAACCAAGUCAACCUCGCUGGCUGCGAUCAUCGCUUUUGUUGGAUUUCUUUUCUACUUCUCAAUCACGCGCAACCUGGUCUGGAGUUAUUACUACAGCCUCGGUCGCUAUCUUUGGAGCCUUUCCAAGACCUCCACUCCCACCGGCCUGGCUCCUUUCUUGCCCCUGUGUCUCAUGUUCAUUACCGAGGGAACGCUUCUGGUCCUACUGUGGGAGUUUGUCAACAAGACUUUUGACGUAUACAUUGCCCAGGAGCCGCUGAAGAAUGACAAUCCCAUUACGAACGAUUCAAAAGACCCGAAUGGCUCACUACUGAACGGGCUCAAGUCAAAGAAGGACACUGUCAAGGCCAUCGCUUUCUGGGAGCUUGCUCUCAUUACAGACGCUUUCCCCGACCGCCGUAAGACGUUAUACAGUGAGAUGGAUCGCAAAAAGGCGCCCACCCACGAGCAAGUUACAGACUUGUGUCUUGGAGAAUUGAAGUUCCUCACCGAACGCUUAAACGUUGGUCUUGAUCCUGCUUAUAACCCGGUCGUUGGAGACGGCAAGGAGCAGUCGGCGGCACCUGUCAACCUGGUACCACGGAUCUCGCAGCCGCUCAAGGACGAUAAAGCGAUUGCAGCACCGCCACCAAAGCCAAAUUCUAGAUUGGAGCAUUUCGAAUCAGCAACAGCGGAUCUCGCAAAAUCUCACAGCGCUCCUGGUAACGCCCAAAAAGCGUACAGCCGCGAAGCUAUCAACAAGGGGCUGAGCAAGGCGCAAGAAGGUGCCAAAGAGGCAGAGUCGCUCUUCACAACGUACUAUAACAAGUUUGUGUCGUCCUCGGUUGGUGCCCUUUUCAGACAAUCCGUUCAACGUACAGCAAGCAUUGUCGUUCUUGGGGCGCCAUACUCUCGUAUUUCGUUGAUUUGCAACGCCGUUACUUCCCUUGCGAAUCUGGCCGUGUCCUCUCUCAGCGAAGAUUCUCUCGGCCGUUUCCACGAAGGUAUUCCGGCCGUGGUACGCGUGCUUACCACAGCACUUAACAAGAUCGACGAAUACAUGGAGACAGUUCCGAUACACCCAAGCGAUAUCGAAACACUUGCCAAACCAGAAUCAGAGAGGAGAAAGGUACCUGAGGUUGAUGAGGUCAGGGAAUGUCUUCGGGAAGGAUUGGAGCGGAUCCUCGGUAGUUUCAACGAGUAUCUGAGUAGUAUGGGACUUAGUAGACUGGAGAUUAUGGAGGCGAAAAAGGCAGCCAGUGCCAAGAAAGCACCUGAGAUGAUUCAGGCUGUGGGAAGAUGA